This is a messenger RNA of Quercus lobata, 3719 nucleotides long. RefSeq lists its product as uncharacterized. The coding region runs from base 626 to 3460 and encodes 944 amino acids. The transcript has 5 exons. Lineage: Eukaryota; Viridiplantae; Streptophyta; Magnoliopsida; Fagales; Fagaceae. The record is from RefSeq and is a predicted model, not a curated record.
UCAUGGCAUUAGCUGAGACACGCAACACACUCGAGCUUCAAACAACCCUCUCUCUGUGUCUCUUGGGCUCCGCGAAAAUAUACUAUGUCUGUCGAAUCCUAUACAUUGCAUUUAGAUUCUAUUCUUCUUCGCUUUGGCUCAGCUCCUUUGCUUUGCGUACAGACUUGUACAAAGAAACAGUAGUGAGGUCUCGUAUUUUGUUUCUAUCUUUCUUUCUCUGUCGGUGAACUGAGCAUCGUGGACUGUGCAGUCGUCGUUUUGCGGCGAGGAAAUGUUGCUUUCUGGCUUCAGCUUUAUGAAGAUUUUCUCGUUUACCAGCAGUAUUGCUGUACGGAGGUUCCUGUUUUAGGAGCUCUCUCUGCUCGCUCUGGAUUCCCUUUCUUAUUAGGCAAUACACGCUGUUCUUUUAGCUUAAAACAGAGAAAAAGAUAGAUAGAUAGAGAGACUUUUGAGCUUGAAAUGUAGUAAUAUUUUGGCGAAAUGCAGAUUUGGGUUUGAGAGAUUUUCGAGUUUUUGGAGGUGGGUUUGAUGGGGAUUUUGGGUUUGUGAUAGAAAGGAGUUUCAUUUUUUGAGUUUUGGGUUUUUGUGAAAGGUGUUUGUAAGGGUUUUGGGGUUUGUUGGAGAAAUGGAUGAGAAUACAGGGCAAACUUUGUCGUCUCUAGCGAUUACUGAGAAGAGAACGCAUAGGCCUGGUGGUUGUGUUGGGAUUUUCUUUCAGCUUUUCGAUUGGAACCGUAGGUUCGCCAAGAAAAAGCUCUUCUCUAAGAAAUUGCUUCCUCCAGCUCGUGCAAAACAAGCUUCAAAGAAGUUUAAAGGGGAUGAGAAGAUGCCCAUUUCCAAGCUACAAUUGAUUGCUGAUGAAAAUAGUGGGGGUUUCCCAAAUGUGAAGAAGAAUGGGAAUCGUAGUGUAGAUUUAGAGAGAAAGCAUGAAAUGAAGGCUCCAAGUUUGGUUGCUAGGCUAAUGGGUCUUGAGUCUAUGCCAGCUGUGCAUCGAGAUAAACCUAAGAAACCUUCAUUUUCUGAUGGUAAUGUUAAUGGGGAUGAGAAUUUUGUAGGUAAUCAUGGUGGGUUUGAUAAGGAGUUGAAUUUGGAGAAAGGAGGUGGGAAGCAGGAAUCGAGGCCUCAGAAGCUUCAAAAGACGGGGCCAUUUGAGAGAAGGGUGGUUACUAGGUUUGGAGCUGAGGCAUUGCAGAUUAAGAGUGUUUUGUCUCGGUCAAGAAAGCACCAUCAUCAUCACCCGAAGCUUGCUUCUCCCGUGAAGAGUCCAAGGAUUUCCUCUGGGAGGAAUGUGUCUCGAAGCUCUCGGUUAAUUGGUGCUGCCGCCAGGAUUUUGGAACCAGGGUUGCAAGCUACAAGCAGAGCAAAAUGUGCUAUUACUUAUUCGAGUUCUAUGCAUUAUUCUCCAAGUGAUGAGAUUAUAUCACCAGAGACAUGGAAACAAUCUAGUUGUAAUACAAGUUCAGCAAAGCCUUUGAUGGGGCAGACUUCUUGUAGAAAUUGUGGCAAUUUGGUGGAUUUUGGAGCAACUACUGAGGAGCAUCCCUCUGCUUGUUUUGGUUCAAACUUUGUCAAUGCCUCUUCUCAGGAUUCAAGAUGGAGUAUACCAAGGCCACCAGUAUCCUCCUAUGAGCAUGAAACAGAUGUGGUUUUUCAGAAAAGUAAAGACCAGGCUGUUUCUCUUGUUUCUCAAGAAAAGGACAAUAUGAGAUUCUGUAAUGAACCAAUUACAGAAAGAGUGCCUCCAUUGCAUGAAGGUCAAGGACAAUGGCAUUUGUCGAGCCAAACAUGCAAGCCUCCAAAGGAUGAAUCAUCUUCCAUUGUAUUUAAGCACAGGAUGCAAACACAGGAUCCUACGUUGUUGGGCAGGGAUAGAAUCCCGACUACAUCUAAACUAAGUAGUCUGCAGAGUCGAAGAGUCUCAUCAGCUGGAAAUGCCGCUGGUGGGACCAAAGAUUUUGUUGCUUUGAACCGAAGUUUAAGUGGUCGAGCCAGGCCAAGGGUGCCUACCAAAGUGGACAGUUCUAGGUUUGACACAGAGAGGAAGGCUUGUAAUGGAAGGGGUGAAUCAUUGUCACAGUUAAGGACUCCAGUACGAAAAAGGAGGACAAUAAAUGUCAGUGGGCAAUCUGAAAGUACAGGUUUUGUCAGUUCAACUAUUGCAAAGCAAAGAAAUGUUCAGUGUGGUACUUUGACUGGAAAAGGCAUGGGACUUAAUACUCACUCAAACCAUAAUCGUGUCAAAAGUAGAUUAGCCCAUCAGGGAGAUGGAAAAGGAGCUGAGGGAAAUAAGGAAACUGAUGUUAUUUCUUUUACCUUUAAUUCCCCAAUGAGGCAGAAGGCUGCCAUUCCCGUUGAAAUGGAGGAGAAAAGAAGGAAUGAAGAUGGAAAUAUGUCUUUUCAAAAUCCAUUGACAUUAAGAGGAGAUGCUUUAGGGGCCCUCCUGGAACAAAAAUUGAAGGAAUUGACUUCUCAAGAAAAUGAUGAGUUAUCAACUGGUGCUCCAACAGUUGCUAUGAUUCUCCAAGAGUUAAUAGCUGCCUUGACUGCAGACCAAUCUUUGUCUCAGGAUGGUCAUACUAACAUGUUCAAUAAGGAUUUAGUUUUUGAGAAUGAAGCAAAGAUGGAAAGGUUUCUUGGAAGUUCGCGAGAAGGUCAUCAUCUUAGCCCUGGAUCUGUUCUUGAAGCUUCAUUCUCUUCUAGUAGUCUGGAUGAAAGCCCAGUUCCGGGACAUAGGUUGUGCCCUGACUCCAUGGAUUACUCCUAUGAUCAGUUACAACCAUCGGAAUCUGAUGUGGAUCUCUUAGAUUCUGCAACCUCAUUGGAUAAAGGGAGAACUGAUAGUAAGUUGUUGAUCAAUUUUGUCAGGAAUGUCUCUAAAAUCUUGCAGAGCCAUUGGAAUAUUUCUGAGGAAAGGUUAACUGGAAGUGAACUUGCCCAUGCAAACGAGAAAAUCUUGAAUGCUGAACUGUUGUUCCGAACUCGAACUGCACAUAAUUUAGAUGGAAUGGAAGGUUUUGUCAUUAGCCCCCAUCUCCUUGACGAAUUGGAAUCUUUUGCUCGUGUUGCAUGGACAGAUUCCAAUGGCUUUAUAGGUUUGGAGGACACCAAAGCAGGAAACCACCUCAGGGGAUUUCUUUUUGACUGUAUCAUAGAAUGUUUAGACUCAAAAUAUGGUCGAUACUGUAAUUCUGGAUUCAAGGCGUGGUCAAGACUUCCAUUAUGUAUGAAUACAAAGACAUUGAUUCAAGAUGUUGUGAAGGAGGUUAGAAGGUGGACAGGUUUGGCUGGGAUGGUUCCUGAUGAGAUAAUAGAAUGGGAGAUGAGUUAUUCCUUGGGGAAAUGGACAGAUUUUGAUAUCGAAGCAUUUGAGACUGGCAAUGAAAUUGAUGGGGACAUACUUCAAAAUUUGGUUGAGGAAAUUGUGAUGGAUCUUUUGGAUUGCAGGUCACGUUCCUUCUGAACUUAGUAUAUGUGCUGCAAUUUUUUUGUUCUUUUUGAUUGGUUAAUGCGACCCUCUAGAACUUCUCUGCCUGUUAACUGAAGCAAGACACGUAUUUUGUAAAAAUUGAAUGAUGUGUUUAUUGAAAGUGGCUACUGCAUUUGUAGAUUAGCAUUGUAGUACAUGGCUUCCUGAAUGUAACUUGUCUUUAAAUAGGCCAACAAUUUGUAAUGGUUUUUUUUAAUCAAUGGUAAGUUAGGUUAUGAAAGCAGUUCAAGAA